AUGCUGUCACUGUCUGCUAUGAUGCAGCUGGAGCUUCCCCACAUCAACGUGCUGUCCAAGAUUGACAUGGUCAUGGACCACACCGAUGACUUGACCUUCAGCUUGGACUACUAUGCAGGUGUCUCCGACCUUUCACAGCUGCUGUGGACGCUUCAGACGAACAAGCAUCCUCUGAGUACGAAGUUCAAAGCCUUCAACAGGCUACUGGCAGAGCUCAUCGAAGACUAUGGCCUCGUCAGCUUCGAACCUCUGGACAUCGAGGACAAAGAGUGCGCUCUGCGCGUGCUGGGCCGUUGCGAUACGGCCAACGGCCAUGUGAUGAACGCCGAGAAGGUCGAG
Messenger RNA from Symbiodinium sp. CCMP2592, 339 nucleotides. The record is from the annotation of a GenBank genome assembly. NCBI's taxonomy places the organism in Eukaryota, Dinophyceae, Suessiales, Symbiodiniaceae.